CGCGCACGCGCUGCUGUCCGUCGCGCACGCGCUGCUGCGGCCCGCCGGCGCGCUGGCCUCGCGCGCGCUGCCCGUGCUGCCCAUCGAGGAGGACUGCAUGCCGGCCGACGACGUCAGCGACCUGCGCGACGUCGUCGACGCGAUCAACAAGCUCUGCGACACUAUGAAGACGUCGUACGACGGGACCGACGACGGCUCCGACGACGGCCCGCUCGAGUCGACCGAGGUGACCGUCGUCGAGAGCUGGGCCGAGCCCGCGGCUGUCGUUCCGGAACCCCCGGCUAUCGAUCCGGAACCCUCGGCGAUGGAGCUCGAGGCUUUUGAUACACGAUCGGUAUAUUUCGACCCUGAACCGGCGGCAUACGAUCCGGAACCCGUGCUGCCCGAACCCACGACUUUCGAUCUGGAACCGACAGUUUUCGAUACGAAACCCGCGCCAGUCGAGCUUACGGCUUUCGACGCGGAGCCGGCAGUUUUCGAUUCAGAACCCGUGCCAGCCGAGCCGAUGAGUGAGAUGUAUUAUACCGCCUCUUCUGAGGUUUCGUUGCUGUCCGAUACGGAUAUGCAGGAUAGAGCCCAGGGCGAGGACUCGGACAGGGAAAGGGACGACAGAAAUAGUGUAAUGGCCGGCCACGUAGCGGCGAUGAGAGAACGCUUCGAGAGCAUGACUAGGACUAACACGCCGUGUCCAGAUUUAAUGCGUUCUACGUCGCCAUCUUUUGAAGUAUUCAGAAAUAUUUCGUCUUCGCCAGAUAUUGAAAAACCGUAAAAAUGUCUUAUUAUGUUUAACCGUUUCGAUCUUUGUAUUCAAUUUUUGCAAUUAAAAUUUUACUAAAUGUACAAUAAUGUAGGUUCCUAGUUAGUAUAAUCUAGGUAUUUCGAGAAAACAAGUUUCUAGUUACAGGAACAAUCCUAACAAAUUUGAUCUUAAGCUGACCAUAAUCAACCAAUAAUUAAUGAACAGGAUUUAGGAGAAUUUAGAAGGAAUUGUGCCAAUUCUGAAACUUACAAUGGUAUGGUACGUUCAAUGUUCAUUUACAAAAUAUUGAGUUGUCUAUGGUAAGCUAAGAAUCUGUUCUUAUGGUGGUAGAAAAUUUUAUACAUUUACUAUGUUGAACAAAAAACUACUUACCGUUAAAACUUACUUACUUUAAACUUCAUUGUUAACCUACAGAUUUCUUCUAAUGUGGUGCCAUAAAUCCAAUCUGGUUCUUUAGAUUAGAUAAAAAUGUAUUACCUAUAGUAUUCUUAAAAAUAUAUUCAACCAUUGCUAGUCCUUUCGUAUUACAAUAUUAUUUAUGCCCAAUGAACAUGCUAAUAGGAUGUUCAUACUUAGAAGGGUUGUGAUUUUUUUUUUAUUCACUUCGCAAACAAACGAACAGUUACAUAUCGACAAAGAUUGGUUAGCUUUAGUUAAGGUGUAGCCACGUUUUUACAGGCAAUAUUAUAGGGCUAGUAAAUGUUAAUCGUUCGUGGAAAAUGUAUUGUGUUGUAAUGUGAUCUUGGAAACGCUCAAAUUUUGUAGUUUUAUAAAUAUUAUAGGCGUAAUAACAACAUAUUGGAUUAAUAUUUUCAGACCAAAUAGUGUAUAAAUUUGGUAAAACGGCUUAGUCAAUAGAGAUUCAUUCGAGUAUGUUUACAAAUAUUUACAAAUAAACGGAGCGUUGGAAGUUGCCAUGUAUGUUGUAUCUAGAAUUUAAUGGUUUGUUGAUGAAUUAGUUGUAAUAGCAACAUUUGUUUACUUAUGAAAUUAUCUGUUGUGAUUUUUACUGGGAUGUUUAUUCAGCGGAUGUCGGUCGGAAGGUGAUACUAGUUAUUUAGAUUUAAAUAAUAAUCCUGUUACUCUAGGGUUUUGGUAUCGAUAUUUCUUCAAACAGUCUAGCGGUUAGAUGUGUAAUAUAGAUGUGUUAUGUAUACAAACGAGACUUUUUAUUACAACAAUUAAAUAUACGACACUAUUAAAGUA
Molecule: messenger RNA, 1966 nt
Organism: Vanessa atalanta (red admiral)
Lineage: Eukaryota; Metazoa; Arthropoda; Insecta; Lepidoptera; Nymphalidae
Exons: 1
Coding region: 98-769 (223 amino acids)
Source: RefSeq, a predicted model, not a curated record